Xyrichtys novacula (pearly razorfish) is the source of this 6435-nucleotide messenger RNA. The record is from the annotation of a GenBank genome assembly. Lineage: Eukaryota; Metazoa; Chordata; Actinopteri; Labriformes; Labridae.
AUGGAGAAAUUCAAAGCAGCCAUGGUUCUGGGUGCUGCUGGGGAUGCCCUGGGCUACAGGAAAGGUCGUUGGGAAAGUUGUAUCUCUGGAAAGAAGAUUCAAGAGGAACUGGCUUCUCUGGGGGGACUUGGGACCCUAAAACUGGACCCUGAUAACUGGCCCCUGAGUGAUGCCACGCUGAUGCACAUGACCACAGCAGAAGCACUUAUAACAGGUCAGAUAUUUGUUUCAUAUCAGCAGAAUUCACACACAAAUGAUAUGUCUUUUCCUUGUUUUAAAAUGUGAAAUAUAAUUGACGUCGAUCCGGCUCCAGGUGUUGGUGCUUUCUACUUUUAGAAGGACCAGAAUAGCUUCUUAUAUACCGUCAAAGGAAGCUGCUAAUCACUUACUGGCAAAACAUCUCUGAAUGAAAAACCCUGCUGACAUACCCAUAAUCCAUCCCUGCUAGUGGUCAUCAUAGAAAAAACAUCAGAGACUUUAUCCGGGAUGCCCUCACUCAAGAGUCAUUUCAAGCCCUCUGUGGGGAAGCCAGGAGUUACCAGGACAGAAAAGUCCAAAAUAGACUACUUUGGAAAAACUGAUCCUCGGCUCCCCUUUACUGAACAAUAGCAGCUCGGUAAUCUACCGGUAUCGUGUUUGGCUACAGAUGUGGAUCAUGGCCAGAGACAGCAGUCCUGUGAAUAGGCGAUGACAACUUUGGAGAUUAGAAAGCCCAGUUUAGACACAAUGCCUGCACACAAAGACAUGCACACAUUGUAAUAAAUCGUAACAGCCGAACAUAUGGUGACAAAGGAAUUCUGUCUGAGGCUCUUUAGCGCUCAUUGAAUUGGCAUGACACAGUCUUACACGAGAUACAAAGACGAAGGCACAAACCCAUUUUCUACUCUCUCUUUGAAGAGUCAUGUGAGAAAAUAAAGAAACACACCCGGACAAUUUCAAGUCGAUCCUCCUUCACCCCCUGCCUGAACUGCAGUCCAGUCUGCAGGGUGAAGAUGUCUCUAAUCUAAAGACAACCGAGAUCACCAAGUUAAAGCUGAUGCUCCAUCAACAUGGGCUCCCUCUCUCUGUUUCAAACACAUACAGUACACAAACAAACACAUUCUAGCAGGAUGGCUGCGGGCUGUCAUGGAGGAUCCCAGUUGACCUCUUGGUGUGUGGAAGUGACUCCACUCACUCCGAGGCAUUCUGGUCCUAAUCUGUGGUGCAGCAGGCUGAAGCUAAACUUAGCCCGCCACAGUACCACUCAUCUCGUCUUGCAUGCCAGUCAUCUUACUCUGUGUGUGUGUGCGUGUGUGUGUGUGUGUGUGUGUGUGUACAGAUUACUGGUGCUUGGAGGACCUGUACCGGGAGCUGGUGCGUCUCUACGUUGAGGCCAUGGUGUCUCUCCAGGGCAGAGCUCCAGAUCCUGCAACAGUGGAGGGCUGUGUUCACCUCAAACCUCACAACUUCCUGCUCGCCUGGCAUACACCGUUUAAUGAAAAAGGCGAGAUGAAACUGAAGAUUUUGAAACUCUCGAACUACAUCACAUAAACAUGUAUGUUCUGACGUGCACAUAUGUACAUGUUCAGGGUCGGGCUUUGGUGCAGCAGCCAAGGCCAUGUGUGUCGGUAUGAGAUACUGGCAGCCUGAGAGACUGGACAGCCUGGUGGAGGUCAGCAUUGAGGUUGGAAGAAUGACCCACAACCACCCAACAGGUGACAAUAUUAGCACUUUCUAACCUGAUUAUGAACUGUUAAGUGUCUUUAAGCAUCUCACCUGCAAGUUUUAAUACACACCUAAUUGGUCUUCACUACUGGUGUUGCUCUUUGUUUCAGGCUUCCUCGGCUCGCUGGCAUCAGCGCUGUUCGCAUCCUACGCCAUCCAGGGGAAACCUGUUGUGACUUGGGGCCGCGAGCUCAUAAAGGUCAUUCCUCGUGCUGAGGAGUACUGUAGAAAGACCAUUCGACACAUGUCGGGUGAGGCCUGUUGGUGUUAAAACCCAAUAAAAACAAACAAAAUGAUGUAUUUUUCAGUACAUGUGAAGAUGACUUUGAAUGCAUCCCAGAAAGCACGACUAUCAGGAUUGUAAUUGUAUUUUCCUGUGCAGAGUAUCAGGAAAACUGGUUUUACUUUGAGGCCAAGUGGCAGUUUUACCUUGAAGAGAGAGGAAUUGAGAAUGAGGGACAGAACAAAGCCUCAUUCCCUGACUCAUACGAUGCUGAGGAGACAGACAAGGUAAAUAGCUGUGUAUAUUUACAUCAGGAACUCUGGUUCUUAAGGAGCCCCAGGUGUGGACAAAGAUAUGGUUUUUAUGUUUUGUAUUCAAAUAGUAUUUUAACAGAAUGAACAACAUAAAGAAAACAAAACAAUGAUGGAAAUUGAGAAGAUGGUUCAGACCAGUUCCAACUUAGUAUUGGGAAUAUACAAAAAUACCACACAAUCCAAAGUUCGGUUGUUCAAAAACACCAUAAAAUCCAAGUUUGCCCAUUCUCCUACUCCUACAGGUGGUUCUUAUCCUACCGCACUUUUCUGGGGUUAGCUCGCCAUCUGGUUGAGUUGAUUGUUGACAUUCUGGUUAAAUUUAUAGUUGUGAUUAGAGUGAAGUUGAUAGUGAUGAUCUACAGUCCAGUACAAAAUCCUAACCUAAAAAAAAGGCCAAAACAUAAAUGAAUAUCAUUUUAAUCAAAAGGAAAUUAUUCACUAUUUUUAGAGUUAACACAGAAAUUCAAUGUAUGUAUAACACACAAGCAAUAUAUAUUACUGAAUAUCCAAUAUUCAAGUACUCAAUCAAAAGAAAGUAUCAAUAAUUCAACUUAUUAGGACUUUACACAUUUCCAAAAAAUCAAAUAGUUACAUACCCAAGCAGAGAUAAAUAACAAUCUAUUUGCGCAACAUUAAUAUAAAUCAUGGAGCUAUUAUCCAUUGAUCGAGUUCAGCCUCAACCAAAACUCACUGCAGUUCAGCAUGUAUCUACUAAAAGCUGCUCAAAAUUAACACGUCAUGAAGAAACUGUUGCCUUUAGGUUAAUAGGUCAAAAAUAACUCUUAAUAGAAGCAGUUUCUUGUUGUUUUCUGUCCACACAGAUGUAUAAACGCUGGAGCUCAGAGGGCCGUGCAGGUCGAAGAGGUCACGAUUCUCCUAUGAUCGCUUACGAUGCUCUUCUAGCUGCAGGCAGUGACUGGGCUGAACUGUGUAAACGAGCCAUGUUCCAUGGAGGUGAGAUCUUCGAGCAUGCUGCACCUGCAAGACAUUUAAAACCCAGACAUGCAGAUGAUUACUGUGACAUCUGUGAAAAUGCUCUCGAUUUUAGGUGAAAGUGAAGCCACAGGCCUGAUCGCGGGGUGUCUCUACGGUCUCAUGCAUGGCCUGAAUCAAGUUCCCCAAAACCUGUACCAGGAUUUGGACAAAAAAGAGCGCCUGGAGGAACUGGGAGAAGCGCUUUACAAAGCAGCAUCUGCAGAGAAGUGCAUAGACAAGUAAUUAUGCUCUUCACUGGCCUGCGCCCUGCUGGCUGCACAGAGGAACUGCACAUGACUCUAAAACUGCCUGCCUUUAUCCUACACUACCCUCUUGUCCUUCUACACACUCAUCUUCUAUAAACUGAAACAGCUUAAUUGCCUCAGUUGGCAGCUGCAAAACAUACUUUUUAUAACUGCAAGUAUUUACAUGGGGCAACUGUGCUCAGUUAAAGUCCUCCUUUCAGUGCUUGUUUUCUGACAGGCUCACAUUGUUCUCAAAUGUCUGACAACAUCACAGGAAGGAUAUAAACAGAGACAGGAUUUCUCAAAUUUAACAACCUAAGGAUAAUUUCUUCUCUGAAAUCCUGUUGUAAAACUAACCAGUAUUAACAUGAAGCUCAUAGUGAUGUUGUUGGAAAAUACUGUGCAAACUUAAAACAGAGCUUAUCUGGUUUUUAAAAAAAUUCUCGACACAGAAAUUUUCAGUUUUUUUCAAUCUGGAUUUAUCUUUUGAUGCAUGUAACGUUUUAAAAAUUUGUCAUGAUUUUAACUUGAUGGCAUUACAUGACUGAGUUAUAUACUGUGAUCUAUUUGCACUGUGAUGCUCUUAUCAGGUUGAGUGUCCUAUAUUGUUUAAGUGCUAUAACAUGGUGAAAAUUCAUAUGAUAUCAAUAUUAAAAUGAACUAAGAUAACAAGAUGCAUGAAGUGCCUGUCUCUUUGUCUGUUUGAUAUCUUAAUUUUCUACCAAAAAUUGUCUUCUUGCUACACAACCCUCCUCUACAACACCCUCAACUAAUCUGUAACAUGUUCACUGUGCAGGAACAUUUAAUAGAAUAGUAUAGAAUUGUAUCUUUAUUAUUGUAGUUUGUCUGCUGUUCUGCAAACCUGGGAUAAUUAUUGUUUUUUUUCUAGUUCUAGUUGAAGCAAUGCUCAUAACCUUUAAAAUUCACCAGGGGAACAUAAUACUUUAGAGCACCUGUGAGGAAUCUUCUGCUGACAGUGUAAUAGAGUGAAAUUAAAACUGGCAUCUCUGUAUUAUCAACAAAAACAAACAAGACCAUAGGAGGGGAGAUUGAAAUUUCCAUUAAGUUAUUUAAUAAGCCUGUAAUCCCUGCCGGGGGGUAAGUGUCCAUUUAUCAUGCUGCAGAGACACCUUUUUAAAAACUAUUAGAAUGACAUUUUAAUAAAAGCUGGAGGACGUUUUUCGUCAAAAAACACGACCUUUAUGUGUACAGAAAAAAGUCAGCUGAGAAAAAGCUUCCCUGUUUUGUUCAGAGGAUGUGACAAAUUUAACAUAAUGUGAACGUCACUCCAAGGAAAAAGUCCUUACUGGGACGACCAUAUUUUGAUUGUUGACAUAUAGGUUUAAGAUAUAAAGAGCUAACUUUGAAUGAAACAGAACAGUGAUCCGGCCGUGUAAUCCAAAACUGCUAAACUGGGGGAUUUGAUUGUUCCCUUCAGGAAAGUAAGCUCUGUACUGGCAACAUGAAAAUCUACAUUACGGUUGCUGUUAAUCUUUUUUGGUUGAAUAAUCCAAACAUAUUUAGUUUCAUUUAAAUUUGAAAUGAAAUAAAGUUGAAUGCAACCAUUCAAUGGUAAAAACAUACUUCAAAUUGUCUUCCAUCUGGAAACAGUGAUUCUCCAUUCUGACAUCUAGAACUGCCACUUACAUGCAAGAGUGCAUUUAUUUCUCCUCUGCUGUCAAUAUCUGUAAGUAGUGAGAUAUGUUAAGCUGCAGUUGCAACAGGGAUUAAAUUCUGCAUGUCCUCCACUCUCCAUAGAUUAGAUUCUUGGAAAACCAGUAUCUGCAUUGAUGCCGGUAUGUUGAGGAAGUUGGUAAGAGACCGCAACUGUCGCCCUGUCCUCCGAGGGAUUCUGGAGACUCUCCUGCACUACCUGACUCAUGAUCUUCCAAGGCUGAGCACCAGAAACCAGGAGGCUCCUGGGUCGGAUAUUGUUGUUGAAAGGUUUGCAGACUGGCCUGAUCAGAAAAUUAAGACUGCAGAGAAGCAGAAUCAACUUGAGACAAGUUGCACUUUUGUUGACCUAAAGGAAAAACCUGACAUGACCUUUGAGGAGAAUGCCAAGACGCGUUCCAAGACCAAUCCAGAUUCACAAAAACAGGAAGGAGGUCCAAAAGCAGGAAACUUAAUUUCCAGACGCCUUACAACAUUCCAGAUCCUCCAGUCCAAAUUUACAAGAUCCACACCCAAACCCCCUCUCACCCACCAGCGGGAGGUAGGAACUCUUUUCCUAAGCAAAGUACAUGGAGGUAAUGUGAACCACUGCAAAGACGGUGAGCAAGACAUGCAUCUGAAGGCUCGCACUGGAAGAGAAAAAGGGCUGAAAAGGGGAGGCAGUGUGAAAAAUAUUGUAGCAAAGUUUGCCGUGGCUGACCAGAAAGAAAAAGGACAAAAUAUGUCCAAGAAACAGCCAGUCAAACCUAGACUCAUUGGGAAAAGGAUCCUCCUGACAUCCUUGAUGGGAAGGUUUGAGACCAUGGCGACUGUAACUAGGGCAAGUGACUUGAAGUGUUCACAAGAAAGGCCGGCUGAGGGGAUCAAGAUAAUAAGUAACGUAAAAGAGAGGGUAGCAUGUCAUGAAAGACAACACCAACAAGCAGCUGAACAAGCUCUUCAAAUACAAAACCGGGUCAGACAAAUAAAAAGUAAACCUGUUGGACGGCAAUCAAAAGAGAGAAAGACUGAGCAAGAAAAAAGAUCCAAACAAGGAGUGGAUGUUUCACCUAAAGUAGACUCGAAUCUGGAAGGAACUAAAGAUUUAAAACUGAAGCAAAAAGAGGAUGUUUCACCAGAAGUAGAUCCAAAUCUGGAAGAAGUUAAAGAUUUGAAACCAAAGCAAAAAGAGCAUGAAGAAGAUGUUUCACCAGAAGUAGACUCAAAUAUGGAAGGAACUAAAGAUUUAAAACUGAAGCAAAAAGAGGGUGUUUCACCAAAAAGCAAGAAGAACAUGAAGAGGAUGUUUCACCUAAAGUAG